AUGGCAAGAAAGAAUGAGGAAGAAGGAGGAGGAUGUUUAAGGCGCACAUGGAGUUGGUUGGGAUUGUGCUGCUGUGUGCAAGGAAAACAGAAGCGGGGUCUUUUGGAGGACAAGAUUAAUGGCGGCCCCCAGAAGCUAAACUUGGAUGGACCAGGUGCGAUGGAAGAUGAGCAGACUGCAGUGGAAGAUAUGGGGAUAGUUAACAGUGCAUUCACCCUGUUCGAAGAAGAACCUUUGACCCGUUCUGCUAGCUCCGUGUCCCAGUGCUUAAGGUAUCAGCAAAAAAAGAAACUCCAGCCUCUAUCUUCGCUCCCAACUGUGCUACAACCUGAAUUGGCCAUAACUUUUAUCCGUGGAGAUGAUGAUGAUGAAGAAGAAGAGUUGUUGUUUGAUGAUGAGACACAAGCGCCUUCGAUAAACUUAAUUCCAGCAACACCCUCCGACGUGGUGGAGGAUGAGCAGUUUUUUGAAGUGGCUUUGGAAGACGUUGUAGCUGAGAUUUCGGACAAUGACGGAAAAGAAGAUUGUGAAGAAGAGAUAAAAGAUGCUGAACCCAAAGAGGGAGGUACAAUGGCACAGAAUGGAGAGAAUGCAGAUACAAUUGAAGAGUGUGUAGAAGAGGAUAAAGCUCAGCAGUUGGAUGAAGUGAAAGAGGUGGUGCUUGAGACCAAAGAGGAGAAGAAGAAGCCAAAGCCCAGGUUACUGAGGAGUGGAUAUUUAAUGACUCAGCUUCCUGUGUUCACACAAACAAUACUUGAGCGCCUCCGCUGGGACUCUCAGAAGUUCCCCUUUUGUUACGCGCCCUUUUUAGCCAUUGUGAGUGUAUUCCCAGAGCAUGGCUGGGCAGGCGGUUCCCAGGUUUUGGGUUCCUAUGACCUGAUCCAAACAGAUCUGAGCUGUUCUGAAAUGCUAAAGCCUGAAUUUUGCAAAUUUGGUCAAAGUUUCAAGAUGGACGUUUUCACUCAACCACGGAGGCCAAUCACUCGCUCUCGCAGCUUUGGGGAUAUGUUGUGCAAGAGCCCCAGUCUCCAAAUGUUUGCACAAAUUAUAGAGAAACCUCGUGAUCUCAAGUCCCCACGGCAACGACGAGUAACUGUGGGUGAAGCAGCGUCCUAUCUGCCUCUGAGCGCCCUCAAUGGAAACUACAGUGAGAAGAACAUGAAAAUAAAUGUAGCCAAAACUCUGCGGGAGAUGAACACGGAGGAAGUCUGCCAGUGGUUCACCAGUAUCGGCCUCCAAAAAUGCCUCCCUUUAAUCAGAGAGGUGCAGUUGUGUGGAGAGAACCUGGCUUCUAUCAACAUGAACAUCCUGGAGUCACUGCAGAUCACCACGAUGGAGGACAGAGAGCAUCUACUGUCGGCCAUCUUUAAUGAGCUCGACAAUCCAAGCAACAUCAGUCAGAAGAUCAACAGCGCAUUUGUUCCCGUAGGGUCCAACAACGGUCCCCUGCACUCCGCCUCUUUUCCCUCAAUGAGCAAAUCAACCUCAUCACCUCAUCUCAGCUGCCUGACCAGGAAUCGUAGAUCUCUAAAGCUAAAGAACAACACUCAAACUUACACGGUGCAAAGAAACUCCCAGUUCAUCGAGAUUGCCAUAAAUGUUUCACAGCAGAUAGUUCACCUGAGAACUCCAAAAGAAACCAGUGUGGGAAAGAUUGUGGACUCGUGUCUCAAGAUGGUGGGAAUGACCGAGGACAGGAGCCUGUUCAGUAUCAAACACACAGAAGGUUCAUCUGAGGAGCUCUCUCCAGAUCGACAGGUUGGCAGUCUCCCCGGAGCAGAUAACAGGCAAUUGGAGCUGCAUUUAUGUAAACUGGACAAACCAAGAGUCCCCCCCAGACAUCAUCCAGACACAAGCAGCAUAAACAGCUGUCAUCAAGUCCCCAAACCUCUCCAAGUGAACCAACCUGAGAAAGACGUGAGGAUCAAGGAGCUAAACCAGCAAGUCGACUCACUACAAAAUGUUAUUCUGCAGGUCCAGGAGCUGCACCAGGGUCUUGUGGUGUUCUGCUCGGAGCUGAAGACCAUGGAGGGGCCUGUGGAUGUGGAGAGGCUCGGGUCUGUGGAGCUCAGACAGAGACUAGAGCUGGUUACAGGGCGACUGCACGACAAACGGCUGACUCUGCAGACACUCAGAGACAACAUGAACACUACCAAUGGGCUCAAAAAGAAACAGCUGGAGGUCCGCCUUUUGGAAAAGAUUAAGCUCAACUGUGAAGUGUUCAAGGAGGAGAUUUCCAUAGUGCAUCUGAACAGACAGCUGGCUGUUCUCCAGGCAGCGCUACAGGAGAGCCUAAUAAAGGAAAAGAAGCCCAAAAAGCCGAUCCGCAGCCUGAGUCAGCUGGUGUCCCCACAGUGUCCCGCCAUGUUACUGGUGGUGCACGAGACCAGGGAGCCGGGGGGACACUACAACUUCAUGUAUCGCUACAGAGACGGCAGCGGCCUGGUGGUGGUGCAAGUCGGCAACACUCACCUCUGUGUGGACGACAGGUUAGUGGAGGUCAAUGGUUUCCCGGUGGUGAACUCUACAGAGGCCGAGCUCGCUGACCUGCUUUACCGCGAACACAGUGCUCAGAUCGUGGUCCUGCGACGCCCACUCUCCUCCGCCAAGUCCCAUCAGCCAACCCUGCUCCUCCCCGUUAACCUCUCUGACCCGGGCCAAACGGACUGUCCUGAGAUGGAUGUAGUCACCAUGGAGACACCCCAGCGAAGAAGGGUGAUCGCGGUGUGA
Messenger RNA from Periophthalmus magnuspinnatus, 2730 nucleotides. RefSeq lists its product as uncharacterized. Bases 1 to 2730 code for a protein of 909 amino acids. Lineage: Eukaryota; Metazoa; Chordata; Actinopteri; Gobiiformes; Gobiidae. The transcript is spliced from 16 exons. Gene Ontology annotation, molecular function: protein binding. The record is from RefSeq and is a predicted model, not a curated record.